Messenger RNA from Oryza sativa Japonica Group (Japanese rice), 2239 nucleotides. RefSeq lists its product as uncharacterized. The record is from RefSeq and is a predicted model, not a curated record. Lineage: Eukaryota; Viridiplantae; Streptophyta; Magnoliopsida; Poales; Poaceae. Gene Ontology annotation, molecular function: protein binding.
GCUGGAAAAAGGAUACAUUUCGAAUUCUGGCGUUUUAUAGUCAUGGAACUAAUUAAGAGUCUCGAUCAAUCCUUUUCAGUAAAUUAUUGCAAUGUCCGCUUUCUAUGUAAUUCGAGCUACUCCAGGUGGUAUUAGUUGAUGAAUCGUUGUUGCGCCAGAUAGCGACUAAACGGUGAUGUCCACGGCCUUGCAGCCCUAAUGGCUAAGACUGUGUUCUUUAGUCUAUUUUCCCAACUUCCCCUUUCUUGUUUUUUUUCGUGUGUACAUUUUUCCAGCUGUUAAACGGUGUGUUUUUACAAAAAGAAAAAUCUAUAGAAAAGUUGCUUUCAAAAAUCAUAUUAUUCCAUUUUCAUUUUUUUAGCUAAUACUUGAUUUCGUUGUUUCGUUUUGCGUGCAAUGGGGAAGUGUUCCCAACUCCAACUGGUGAACACAUCCUAAGUUUUGGACCUUUGAAAUGGAGAAAUUUUGGUGCAAUUUUAUAAGAAUUGAAUUCAUUUCAUGUAAAAAUGUAAAAUUUUCUCCAUUUUAAAGGAGCCUUCACUAGCUUACGAGAAAACUAGGGGUAAAAUUUCUAGAUUCCAUCGACUCGUGGGCCGCGGCCCAACUUGGCCAAAACCCCCCUGCACCGAGGUGCAUCACCGAGGACGGCGAACCCUCGAUGAGCUGACACCCUCCUCAUCCUCGCCGGCGGUCGUCUACCUCGCUCCGCUGCGGCGUUCUCUCCCCGGCUACCGGCGGCAGUUCUCCCCACCGCAGCUGGGUGGUGGGUACGGGGGGCCGCCGCUAGUCUGUGCGAGGAGUGGUUCUGUGGUUUUCUGCAUGUUCAAUCUCCUCCAGCCCUUCCCCUAGCUGAGCAGAUUGCUACAGAUUUCAAGUCUUGCAUGAUGGCAGCUGUCCAGUCUUCAUCCUGGGCAGACCUCCAGCCAGAGCUCCUGGGUCUUGUCCUCACACGCCUUCCCUCCUUAGCUGACCGUGUUCGACUAAGAGCAGUUUGUCGCCCAUGGCGCUCCAAUGCUCGGCUGCAGCCCCUUCCCCCUCCGCUCCCUUGGCUCACUCUCCUCAACGGGACCUUCCUUAGCAUUUCAGAUGGUGAAAUUCACUGCAUGCCUUUACCAGAUGAUGCUUCCUGCCAUUGCUCCAUUGACAACUGGCUCUUCCUUAGCCACGACGAUGGUGGGUUCUCGCUUAUGAACCUGUUCUCUAAGGCCACAUUGCAGCUUCCUAAACUUGAUACCAUUUGGUGUCAUCAUCUAUGGUACGCUGCGCCCAAGUUUCCUCUCUUUUAUAAGUUGGCAGUGCCCUCUCCCCUGGACUUUUCUCCAACUUCCCUCGUUGUUGCACUGAUCAUGAAUCGUUCUCAUCAAAAGGCAUUGUGCAUAUGCCAGCCUCCAGUUGCCACUGAGUCAUUCAGAGUCGAGGGUUCUACAAUGGAGGGCAUGCAGGAUUUCACCUUCUUGGAUGGGAAGCUAUAUGUGUUAAAUAAUUUCAAUAAACUCUUCAUCCUCGAGAUUGAUGAGAGCCACAUAGGUAACCCAAAGAUCUCAUCCAUUGAAUGCAUAAUUGACUCCCAGGAUGAUUCGACGACUGAACCCCAAUCCUUUCCAGAAGAUUAUCUCAUUAUGCGGAGGUACUAUCUAGUUGAGUCUGGUGGUGGCCUGUUGAUGGUGACACGGUAUGUUGGCAUUGUGCUCCCUCUUGCAGAGCCCAACUCCUUCAAACAUUCGCGUACUCUUUCAUUCAAGGUCUUUGAAGCGGACUUGACCACCGGCUCUCGCAUGUGGAGAAGGGUUACAUCUUUGGGGGGUCGAGCACUAUUUGUCGGCACACAUUGUUCCUAGUCUCUCCCUGCUGCAGAAUGUGGUGUACCUCAGGAGGAUUGCAUCUACUUCAUGUGUGAUUAUUGGAGGCCUUAUGCUGGUGAUCCUCUUUGUGACUCUGGCGUCUACAACAUGAGAAACGGGGUGAUCACGCCGUUGUUGCAGGAUGCCACAGCGCCGAGGCUGCAUCCUACAGGCCGGGGGGAUCCUGCAUGGUUCUUCCCUGCUGAUGUUGCUACGUAAUCUGAAUGUAAUCCGUCGUACUGUGUGGCAUGCGGCUGUUGAUGUAUUUUGAAGUAUCCUAUAUGGACAUAUUACAUGUAGAUAGGCUGAUGGAUGAUGCUUAAAUAAUGUUAGUACUCCCUCCGUAUUUUAAUGUAUAACGCCGUUGACUUUUUAGCAAUGUUUGACUAUUCGUUUUA